UUGUCACUCUUGAAUUGGGGGCGGAGGAAUCUAGAAAGCCCACUGCAGCCUGCUAUAAAAAGAAAAGGGGUUAGCGGGAAGAGAGCAAAGAGAGUGAGUGUAGCAGAGAGAGGGGGGGAGACAGAGUAAGGGGAGAGAGGGAGAGCAGCAAGCAGCCCGUGCCGGUGCCGAGAGAACACAGUGUCACUCUCUGCCUGGGUGUCUGUAGCUGCCCUGAGUGUAACAGAGGGAAAGGCUGAUUGUGCGUGAGCGUGUGCCUGUGUGUGUGGAUAAAACCCUGGCUCGGUCUCUGCCUCCGGGUCUCCAGCCCCUCGGGGUUGCUCUACGGGCUCCCCAAAGUAGCGCCUACUAACCUGGAACUGGAGGACGUGUGCUCUGACACAGUGCAGGGACUCAGACAAAAGACGAGAAAGACAAGGGGAGAAGGAAAGAAAACAGGAGGAAAACCAACCCCCAGACAGCUAAACCAGAAGGUGUGGGGGUCUAUGUGUGGGGGAAAUAACCCUACCCUUCUUCUAGCCCUUGGGGGCCCUUGAAUUCGGGCCGAUUUGCAUCCCCCCGUUCUCCCCCGGCUGGCUGGGGGCAGGGACGAAGGAGGGCGGACUUCGAAGCUCCUUCCCAAGUUGUCUGGGGCAGGGCUGCUCAGCUGGGCUCUGCAUCACCUUGGGGCACGCCUUCUGGGGUGGGGAGGCGCUUCGCAUCUUACUGCCUGAAGAAUUUCCCCAACUCGUGAAGAAACCGGCGCUGGAGAAGUGACCUCUGGUCUCGGAACUCCCAGCCUGAAUGGUUAAGACUGAGUUUGCACUUUUCUAGACUCCAAUUUCCCGAAGUCACUCAAGGUUUGGGGGACAGUGACUGAGACUCCCUCUCGCUUCCUGCAUCUUGGGCUAUUUGCUGGCUCUCUUUUUGGAAGAUCAGUUCUGGGUUUCAUUGCUUCCUUGCUACUUCUCCCUCCCCUCCUAGGUUUUUACCUUUAUUGGGGUCCCCUCUUGCUUUGCUGGGGAGAUGACCCUUAUGAUGUGGAAUAAGGAAUCCUCCCGCUGCCUCCUUUUACUAGCCGCGGUCCUGAUGGUGGAGAGCUCCCAGCUGGGAAGCUCGAGAUCCAAACUGAACUCCAUCAAGUCCGUCCUGGGCGGGGAGACCCCGACUCAGGCAACCAAUCGAUCUGCGGCCAUCUACCAAGGACUGACUUUCGGCAGCAGUAAGAAGGGCAAAAACCUGGGGCAGGUAGGAAAAUCGUCAAAACACAGUCAUCAGCAAGGAGAGGCCUAUCCUUGUAGCAGUGAUAAGGAAUGUGAAGUUGGAAGAUACUGCAACAGUCCCCACCAGGGUUCUUCAGCCUGCCUGGUGUGUAGAAGAAAAAAGAAGCGUUGCCAUAGAGACGGCAUGUGUUGCCCUGGCACCCGCUGCAACAAUGGUAUCUGUAUCCCAGUUACUGAAAGCAUCUUAACUCCUCACAUCCCAGCACUGGAUGGCAUGCGCCAUAGAGACCGCAAUCAUGGACACUACUCACAUCAUGACUUAGGCUGGCAGAAUCUAGGAAGACCACAUUCUAAGCUCACACACAUAAAAGGACAUGAAGGAGACCCCUGCUUGAGGUCAUCAGACUGCAUGGAAGGGUUUUGCUGUGCUCGUCACUUCUGGACCAAGAUUUGCAAACCAGUGCUACAUCAGGGGGAGGUGUGCACCAAGCAGCGUAAGAAAGGUUCUCAUGGCUUGGAGAUCUUCCAGCGAUGUGACUGUGCCAAAGGCUUGUCUUGCAAAGUAUGGAAAGAUGCUACCUAUUCCUCCAAAGCCAGACUCCAUGUGUGUCAGAAAAUAUGACCUGAAAUGAUGAAAGCAUCCCUAGUAGACUGUGAAUUUGUGUAUUUAAUGCAUUAUGGCAUGGUGGAAAAGAAGGGUAGUAACAAAGCAGGAGGGCUCAAAGGAGGAUUAUGAUAAGAGUACAGAUCACCAAAAAAGGAAAAGAAACCAAUUAACCACAAAAGUCCCCCAAAGUGGUUUGGAAUGGUUUUGGAAUGGCCAACGCCCAAUUCUGGAGUGUUUCCAUUAUGCAAACUUGUUUAUGUAAAUAAUGUAAACAUUUGUGAAAAUGUUAUUAAAAAAGGCAUGAAAUGGAAAUUACUGACAUUUACCAUGUGUCUUCACAUGAAUUUAGGCUGUGCCAGAGGAUAGGUUUCCAUGAAGGUGUUAAUGGCUAUUGAGACAAUGGACAAACUGAAUUUCUAUAUAAAGCCAUAUUUGAAUGAAAUCCCAUUCUUGAAGUUCACUUAAGCAUCAUGCCAAUUGCUGGGAAAUGGUAUAAAAUGCAGGCAGUGUCUGAAUUGCAUUCACAAUCCAGUGUCCACGAUUUCAUUUAAAAUGCUGCACAUGGUUAGAUGGGAGUUUAUUCCAAAGAUAGCUAUUAAAAUCCUAAUUGACAUUUUCAAAAUGAUUCUUCUUCUUCUUCUUCUUCUUCUUCUUCUUCUUCUUCUUCUUCUUCUUCUUCUUCUUCUUCUUCUUCUUCUUC
Dromiciops gliroides (monito del monte) is the source of this 2509-nucleotide messenger RNA. RefSeq names its product dickkopf WNT signaling pathway inhibitor 2 (gene DKK2). Gene Ontology annotation, biological process: multicellular organism development; negative regulation of canonical Wnt signaling pathway. Gene Ontology annotation, molecular function: receptor antagonist activity; co-receptor binding. Bases 1006 to 1824 code for a protein of 272 amino acids. NCBI's taxonomy places the organism in Eukaryota, Metazoa, Chordata, Mammalia, Microbiotheria, Microbiotheriidae. The record is from RefSeq and is a predicted model, not a curated record. The transcript has 4 exons. Gene Ontology annotation, cellular component: extracellular region.